Molecule: messenger RNA, 1796 nt
Organism: Musca domestica (house fly)
Lineage: Eukaryota; Metazoa; Arthropoda; Insecta; Diptera; Muscidae
Product: cytochrome P450 6g1-like
Exons: 2
Coding region: 91-1644 (517 amino acids)
Biological process (GO): response to DDT; insecticide catabolic process
Molecular function (GO): heme binding; oxidoreductase activity, acting on paired donors, with incorporation or reduction of molecular oxygen; monooxygenase activity
Source: RefSeq, a predicted model, not a curated record
ACAAAAUAGAAUUCGGUUCUUCAGUAUAAAUUUUAAAUUUCAUCUGAGAAUAACGCUUUCGGGAAAAUCAACGGAAAGAAGUGAAAGAAAAUGUUGCAAUUAUUAUUAAUUUUAAUAACAAUUUUUUUACCCAUCUACUGGUGGUACAAGAGGCAAUUUUCCUAUUGGACCCAACUCAAAAUGGUGCCCAGUGUGAGGGGCAGUAUUUUCAGUGGAUGUUUGCUGCAAGCGCUGCGCUUGAAGACAAAUUUUGGUUAUCACUUGAAGACAAUUUACGGCAGAUCGGAAUUCGCCCAUGAGCCGGUGGUUGGAAUCUAUGGAUUGCAUAAACAUGCAUUGCUGAUAAAAGAGCCGGAGCUAAUCAAAUCGAUACUUGUGAAGAAUUUUGAUAAUUUUCAUGAUCGAUUUCCUGAGCAAGAUGUGCAAUAUGAUCCAAUUGGUGGCCAAGCCUUAUUUAUGGCUUCCUAUGGUAUCUGGAAGGAGAUGCGCAGCAAAUUGAGUCCCCUAUUUACCAGUGCCAAAUUGAGAACCAUGUAUGGACUCAUACAAAAUGUGGCCCAGAAUAUGGAGGGGUAUUUGGAGAAGCAACCACGUGUCUUUUGCUGUGAAAUGAAAGAGUUCUGUGCACGUUAUACCAUUGAUAUCAUUUCCUCGGUGUUAUUGGGAUUUCAGUCGAAUUCCUUGGAAAAUCCCUCGGAGGAGUUGAGAAAUAUUAUUCGAAAAUUAACAGAAUUCACCAGCAGGAGGGCAUUUAAUUUUGUCAUUGCUUUCUUUGUGCCACAUUUAUCACGAGUGUUUAAAUCGAAAUUGUUGUACGAGGAAACGGAGAAGUUUUUGAAGACUUCCAUUGAUCAGGCAAUCAGGGAGAGAAAAUCAAGUGGUGAGACUCGAAAUGAUUUGAUAGAUAUCCUGGUCAAGUUGACGGAUGAGGUAGAGGAGAGUGGUCGAGAUAUGUCGCAAUUUAUGAAUUGCCUAUUGGGUCAAGUUGGCAUAUUGAUAUCGGGAGGAUUUGAUACCACAGCUACAACCAUGUCAAAUGUUUUAUUGGAAUUGGCCAAAUGUCCGGAAAUACAAAAACGUCUUAGAAAAGAAAUUCACGAGUCCUUUGCUAGACAUGGUGGCUCAUCAAUAUCUUAUGAGAAUCUUAGUAAAUUGGAAUAUCUGGAUAUGGUGGUGUGUGAGACUUUACGUUUAUAUCCGGUCUUGCCAAUACUGCAGAGAAGAUAUAAUAAGCCAGCCGGGACCAUGGAGCAAUAUUCUCUGCAACCCUAUUCAAAUUUCUCGGUGCCGAAUGAUAUGACAAUGUUUAUAUCCAUAUAUGGCCUACACUAUGAUUCGAGGUACUGGCCUGAACCUCUAAAAUUCGAUCCGGAACGUUUUUCACCCCCGAAUAAACCAAUGCUGCUGAAUUCCAUGACUUAUCUGCCAUUCGGUGCUGGUCCCCACAAUUGUAUUGGAGCUCGUCUCGCAAUGUUGCAGUUGAAGUGCGGUUUAAUACAUCUCUUAAAACAUCAUUCGGUUCGAGUGUGUGAUCAGACCGUGCUGCAACCGGAAUUUGAAGCUAAAGCAUUUAUAUUGAAAAUUAAAGGUGGAACUUAUUUGGAAAUUGUAAAAGAGACUAACGAAUACGGAAUAGCGAAAUAAAGCGAUUAUGUGAUAGACUUUUUCAUUCCAUACACUAUCUGGAAUUUAUUAACUUCGAAUGUAAUAUUCUUAAAAAAAUAUUAUACCUAGAUAUAUAACUUAUUCCGAGACUUAUAGUAAAGGAGAAAUAAAAUUGUGAUUAAAAAUAAUAA